ACACACACACACACACUGACACACACACACGCUGCCCUGGUGAUUCAAGGCUGAUUUCCAGCGAGGAAGCGUCAGAGUGGAUGCCAAAAAAGAGCGGAGCAGCGGUGGACAAGUUUGUGGCGCUGAAAAAGAAUUUUUUUCAAAAAGGUUUCUUCUUUUUCGCUGUCGAAGAGAUAGCAGGAGAGGCGAAACGCCGGCAAACAAGGCUGAAGUUGCGCACAGCGUGGCAGACUUUGAGCGGCACAAUUGUUGUGACUUGACUCCAGAGGCGCACAAAAGAAGCGAACAACAAGAAGGAGAGGACUAACUAACGAGCACGCUUUGUCGUCUUCGCUUCUUUCUCGACACUGCGCCGAACUUCUGUGUCUUUACACUUUUUUUUAUUCCCUUUUUGGUAAUAUUUUUCAAGUUUUUUUUUUGAGUGUAUCUCCCACCGGCGUGUGUGGCGUUUUUGUCGCCGAGACAGCGAGUGGACGCGCGGGGGGCCGAGAGGAGCCGGAGCCGGGCUGCCCACAUGCUCCAACCACUGGCGUAAAAGUUGACUUCUUCCCAACACAAGAGAACAGGUGCCAGUGAUGAUGGUGGAAUCAGCCUCUGAGACCAUUCGAACGACACCGUCCGGCCAGAACGGAGUCAGCAGCCUCAGCAGCCAAUCAGAUGGCGGGGGAGGGAGAGAAGGCGGUUCAAACGGAGACACCAACGGGGAGAUCAGCCCGGUGGACUUACUGCACCUGCAACAGCAACAGGCUCUUCAGGCAGCCAGACAGUUCCUCCUCCAGCAGGCCUCUGGGCUCAACUCCCCUGGCAGCAACGAGGUCAAGCAGAGUCCCGUGCAGGUCCCUGUCUCCAUGGCUAUGAUGAGCCCACAGAUGAUCACUCCACAGCAGAUGCAACAAAUCCUGUCGCCCCCUCAGCUCCAGGCUCUGCUGCAGCAACAGCAGGCUCUCAUGCUAUCGCAGCUCCAGGAGUACUACAAGAAGCAGCAGGAGCAGUUACAUCUGCAGCUUCUGACUCAGCAGCAGCAGCAGCAACAACAGCAACAGCAGCAGCAACAGCAACAACAGGCUGGGAAGCAAGCAGCAAAAGAGCAGCUCGGCAGUAAGCAGCUGGCCUUCCAGCAGCAGCUGAUCCAGAUGCAGCAGCUUCAGCAGCAGCACAUCCUCAACCUGCAGAGACAAGGCCUGGUGCCCCUGCAGCCCACCGCCGCCAUGCAGUCCCUGCAGCAAGCGAUGUGUCCGUCAGACCUCCAGCAGCUUUGGAAGGAGGUGUCGGGGGUGCCGAGCAGCGAGGAGGCCUUGAAACAAGCCGAAGGGCUUGACUUGAGUACCAACAGCUCUAAUUCUACCUCAGCCUUCCCCAAAGCGGCCGGCGCACACAUUCCGCUGCAUAGCCUGCCCAAUGGACAGAGCCACACCCCAAAGAGAGACAGAGCCAGACUGUUUGAGUGGAUAUCCUCCUUCACCAAGGCAGACAGCGGAGACGACCAUGCCCCCCUUUACUCCAAAGGCAGCCAACCCCCAACCAGCCAUCACGAGGAGCAUGCGGGCUCCCAUCCUCUGUACGGCCACGGAGAGUGCAAGUGGCCCGGCUGUGAAGCGCUGUGCGAGGACAUGGGACAGUUUAUCAAGCACUUGAACAACGAGCACGCCCUAGAUGACCGCAGCACCGCUCAGUGCCGAGUCCAGAUGCAGGUGGUACAGCAACUGGAGAUACAGCUGGCAAAAGAGAGCGAACGACUCCAGGCCAUGAUGACCCAUCUGCAUAUGCGCCCGUCAGAGCCGAAGCCAUUCAACCAACCUUUGAACCUGGCUUCCAGCGGCUCUCUGUUAAAGCGGGACAGCGAGGCCUACCCGGAGGGCCUCCCUCACCCGCCGACCUCGGCUGCGACCCCCAUCACUCCCCUGCGCCAGGGACCUUCGGUCAUCAGCUCGUCCAGCCUCCACACACACUCCCACUCCCAUUCUCACGCUCAUAACGUCGGGCCCAUUCGUCGGCGCAACUCCGACAAAUACUGCACACCCAUCGCCUCAGAGCUGGCUCAGAACUGUGAGUUCUACAAGAACGCUGAUGUCAGGCCCCCCUUCACCUACGCCUCGCUUAUACGCCACGCCAUUCUGGAGUCCCCAGACAGACAGUUGACUCUGAACGAGAUCUACAACUGGUUUACGCGAAAGUUCGCCUACUUCAGGAGAAACACGGCCACAUGGAAGAAUGCUGUGCGCCACAACCUGAGUCUGCACAAGUGUUUUGUUCGUGUUGAGAACGUGAAGGGGGCCGUGUGGACCGUGGACGAAGUUGAAUACCAAAAGAGGAGACCACCAAAGAUGACCGGGAGUCCGACACUGGUGAAAAACAUGAUUUCAGGCCUGGGUUUUGGAUCCCUAAACGCUAGCUACCAGGCCGCCCUGGCAGAGAGCAGUCUGUCCCUGCUCAACAGCCCCCCCCUGGUGACCCCGCCGUCUGCAGCCAGCCUCAACAUGCUGCACGUGGGCCACGAUGAUGUCAGCUCCACCGUGGAGCAGGUCAACAGCAACGGAAGCUGCAGCCCCACGCUCAGCCCCCAGCAGUACAGCCACCCAGUGCACGUGAAGGAGGAGCCCACUGAGAUCGAGGAGGACGGUCGGCCUAUCUCCCUCCUGGCCGGGGUCACACACAACCUGCCGUUGUCGUGCGACGACCGCGACUUGGAGGAGGACCUCCCCACCGAAGAUCUGGAGUAAGAUGAAUCCAGGAGGCGGGGCUUAGCGAGAUCAGUCCUGAAGAAGAAACCAUAGCAAAAAGAAAAAUAACAAGAAUGUUUUAUUUCCAUUUUUUUUUUUAUAUAUAUAUAUUUGUUGUUAUGAGCAAGCAACCAAGGAUGAUAUUGAGAAACUCCAAACAGGGUUUGAAGACCUCCAUUACUUUUAGACGCAAAAACUACUCUGUGGAGCACUGCUUUAACUUCACAUGUCUCUUCAAAACACACACACACACACACACACACACUGGCGCACUCCUUCACGUGUCAAAACCUCCUCCUUGGAGACCCAAAGAGGUUCGGACUCUCUUUUUCCUCCUCACUCGAGGCCCACAUCCAGGAUCAUGUGUAAAUAGAUUUGGAGCAUCUGCAAGGGGAGGGGCCUCUAUUCACCCCGCCCCUUUUUUUGGAGUCAAUCAUUUCAUUUACUUCAACCGGAUCCAAACAGAACUUGAGGGUGUCAGAAUGGGACGAGAAGACGGAUGCUUUCAAAGAAUACCUCGAACUGUGCUCUCGCACAUCCAUGUCUCUCCAUCCCUGUCUGAAGGAGGGACCGGGGAUGGGGGUGGUGGGGGAUGGGGGGGGGGGGCGAGCGUGGCCCCUUACACGGACAUCUUUUCAGCUUUUAUCAAAAACAACAAAAAAAAAACGAAGAAGACAAUGUCCCAAGCACCCAAAAAAAGACUGCAAGAAGAGGAGCAUCGGAUUUGGGCUGCAGGGAUGAACUUGGGACACCAGUAGAAGAAAAUAGCCAGGAAGUGUCUACAGAAAUAUUGUGACAAAAAAAAAAAAAAAAAAAAAGGAACCUGUCGAUGAUAUGGAAUAUAACAAGAAAAAAAUGUGUGGUAGCUUUCUUUGUCAUUUCCUAUUUUGGUGAUGUUAUUAUCAUUCUUUAUUUUUCACGAUCAUUAUUUUUCUGUUUCGAUGUACGGUAUCUUUGCUGAGGAUGCUGAUUUAUUUUUCUAUUGUUUUUUUUUUUCACACCAUUCCUAAAGAGUAUGAAAAAAAAAAAAGAACGCGCAGUAUUGUCCCCGCUCCCUUUCAGUGUAGCAGGCUAGAAAUUUGGAAAUAGCACUUAAAAGGUUACCAUUAAUCAAACAGAUUAUUUAAUCGCAGUUUUUUUUUCUUUUGUUUUAUUUAGUUUUGAUUAAUUCUGUCUCAUUCGCUUAUUUUGGUUCUUUAUUUUAGUUUGAGAGAUAUCAGUAACGCUUUAAAACAAAUGUAUAAAUAUAUAUUAAUGCAGUCAUAGAAUACCUCAUCCCACUAAAAAAGUUCCAAAUUCACAAGAAACAAAAGGGGGGAAUUGUUUUGGUGGGACACCAAAACGUGGCUCCGUGGUUGUGUUGAGUUGCUGCGUCGAUGCUAGCCAGCAUUCGCUGUGCGCGUAUGUGUUCGAGGAAUAUAGCACGUGACAUUUGGAGAUUUGGGGUUUUUAUUUUAUUCCAUGAGCAUAAAAAAAAAAGCAUCUUCAUAUUGCCGUGCCAAAUUGAACGUUUUUUCUUUUUUUUUUUUCGAAUAUCUGAUUCUCACUCCCGCGUUCUUUUUGUUACAGGUAACCAAAGAAAUAUUUAGAAAACCAAAAACCCUGUACUUUAUUUUAACCCUUUUCUUUUUUAUUAUUAUUUGAGCCCCCUCUCCCUUUUUCUUCCGUUUUAUAAGAACUGGCCAAAAGACAACAAACCAGGAGUUUGAGCUCUUUUUUUUUAUUGUGAUUUUUUUUUUUUUUUUUUUUAAUAUUGCUUGGAAGUUGAACAGGACUUACAGUGCUCACCAUUCCCGCAAACCAAAGUGUAGACGCAAACUAAAAAAUUGGACAUGGAAGCUUUUCCCAUCAGAUAUGAGGCCAAAUAUACAAAGGAGUAUCACACUGAAAAGAAAAAAAAAACCUUGUUAUCUUUUUUUUCUGUAAUAUUGAGGCUUUAUCCUAUUAAAUUACACAUUUUUUAAAAACAUGACAUUUGAUAAGAUUACAACUUUUUUCAUGACAAAUAUUUUUCUCACAAAAAUAUAACAUAAUAUUACUUUAUUAAUUUGAACUGCAACUAUCUUCACAAAAAAUACAUUAGAUUAUUCUGUUAUUACAUAUUUUUUCAUGGAAAAAAACAAAAUAUCCAACACCAAAAAUAAUUUAGUCUCAUCAGUUUUUUAUAGUAUUAUAGUCUUGUAGUAUGACCAUAUUAUUCUUUAAAAAUUGCAUCUUUUUCAUGAAAAAAUGUUUUUUUCAUUAUUUUAAUUUUAUUUAAUGUCCUCGAAAUUACAUUUUGUCAAAUUUGCAAAAUCAUCCGUUUUUUAUAGUAUUAUAGUCUUGUAGUAUGAUUAUAUUAUUCAUUAAAAAUUGCAUCUUUUUCAUGAAUUUUUUUAUUUUAUUUUAUUUUCAUUAUUUUAAUUUUAUUUAAUGUCCUCGAAAUUACAUUUUGUCAAAUUUGCAAAAUCAUCCGUUUUUUAUAGUAUUAUAGUCUUGUAGUAUGACCAUAUUAUUCUUUAAAAAUUGCAUAUUUUUCAUGAAAUUUUUAUUUUAUUUUAUUUUCAUUAGUUUAAUUUUAUUUAAUGUCCUCAAAAAUUACAUUUUGUCAAAUUUGCAAAAGCUAAAUAUUUCAAUUUCUAUUUUUUUUCUUUGCAGUGGGCCCCAAAUACUCCUUAGUACAAACAAGUAUUACCAAUAUGCACAGUUCCUCUGAAAAAGACAAAGAAAAAGCACUUAGAGGUGAAAGCCUGUCUCUGCCAUGCUCAGGCUAAAGUAUGUUCCAAACACAACCCCUAACUUGGACUAACUUAUUCCAAAUAUGUGUAGCAAGGAAUCUUUUCCAUGAAGAGGGAACAAAUACAAAUAACACUCAAGACGAUAUUGAAGUAAAAAGAAAAAAAUUCACAUUUUCCUAACUUUUGCACUUCAUACCAUUUUCUUAUUUAAUUGAUGAACAGAUUUCUUAAAAAAGAAAAAGAGCAAAAACACAGACCAAAAAGAACACUACCUCCUUUUGGAAUAUUUUUCCCCCUUGCAUCCUUCCUCGAUAACAACAAACGCCAAAAUUUUGGCCCCCCCAAAAAAAUCACAUCACUAACUGUAAAGACUACCUCGCCGUAGCUUGAACCUGAAGCGCUCUCUUUUUCUCUCUAAAUGUCAAAGUGUCACUCAUUCGUGCAAAUAGAGGCUCUGACCAAAAAUAUCCCAAAGACCCCCCCCCCAAAAAAAAAACAGUGAAACCCACACACACACACACCAAUGGAGCGGUUUAUGUCGACGAUCUCGUGCUUUAAGGUACACCUGUAAACAAAACUGUUUUAUAAAGAUUGUUCGCAGGUCACCGUGUAACAUUUCUUAACAUCAUAACCUGAUGUAUUAUUGUAUAUUCAUAAUUGACUUAUCUCUCCGGGGGGGGGGGGUUCUUUCCUUUUCAUUUUUUCCUUUUCAUUUCCUUUCCUGUUCAACUGUUCCGAUUGGUAUACUGUACUGCUAAACGCUGAAGUAUAUGUAUUUAUCAUAUUAAGUACAGCAGGUAUAUUGGUUUUAAUAGUUUCCAUGUUUUCGGUUCUUCAUAAAAAAAAAAAAAACGUCUGGGACGCAGAUAAUUGUUUGGGUUUUUUUAAUGUAUUAUCGCUAAAGGAAAAAAAAAAAGAUUGAAAAAGUUAGAUCAGUGGUUUUAGGUAAGACCUGUUUGUAUAU
Doryrhamphus excisus (bluestripe pipefish) is the source of this 6401-nucleotide messenger RNA. The record is from RefSeq and is a predicted model, not a curated record. Lineage: Eukaryota; Metazoa; Chordata; Actinopteri; Syngnathiformes; Syngnathidae.